UACAGAGAGAGAGAGAGAGGAGAGAGAGAGAGAGAGAGAGAGAGAGAGAGAUGGCGUGGAGAGAGAGAGAGAGCGGCUAGAUGCGUGCUAUCAAACUAAUGUUUACUUGGGCGUGUACUCCGGGAUCUCGAAAGGCCUUUCCUAUCUUUUGCUGAUUUAGGUUUCAGUUACGAGGUUGAUGAAGCCAGCCAGAGGUGGCCCGCUUUUCCUACUCUCUCCCUCCCUCUCUCUCUCUCUCUCUCUAGAUUCUGCACCCUCAGCUUCAAACUCCGAGCUUUUCAAGCCCUAAUUUCAAAUUGCAACCGUCCGACGAUUUCGUGAGAAACAGGAAAUUUAGUUUGCUACUGAGGUAUACUUGGGCUUUUGAGCUGGUGUUGGUGAACAGAGAAAACAAAGGAAAACAUUUAAUGAAGGAAUGCUGCAAUAGGUAGGUAAAGAGUUUUUUGGUUUGUUGGGUAUGUAGUUGGUAAAGAUGUUGUUCGGCGAAGCCAUUGAGAGUUUGCACGAUGAUGGUUUUGAGGGUUCAAUGAAUGAAAGUCGCACUUUUAAAGAGGUGUUCUUUCGAAAUGACAGUGAUACCAGUAGUAAGAGGUGUAUUGUUACUGGAGCUAUUAAUUUUGAUCGCAGUAAUUGCAUGGAUAGGUCGUUAUGGUCAAACAGUGAAAACUCAUCCGUAACAAGUCUGCUAGAUUCUGGUAAUGUAACGGAGGAUUCAAGGGAUAAUUUUGCAGAGAGAUGUUUUUCAAAUGGUAAGCGAAUGAAGUUCUCAGUUGAUGAGCUUUCUUAUUCUAGACCUUAUUCCAGAGGGGUUCUGAAUUCAUCAGCUCCUUCUAAAAAACUUGUGUCUGGUAGGUCUCAAUCAGCUUACCAAGCAGCUUCCCGAUCUGUCUGUCACACUGUUACGUGUCGUUUAGUUGAAUCAUCCAGUCAGGUUGUCACUUCUAGUUCCUAUCUGCUAAAUCGAGCUGUGACCAACUCGAGUGGUGAAACGGGUUACAUGGAUGUUUCUAAGUCUAUGCGGCGGAGCUUGGAUGGAAGUGAUGAGAAGGAAGUGAAUCUAUGCAGAGCUAUUGCUCUGCAUGUGCCUCAGGAGAGCUCUGAAACCCAACUGUUGGUUACAUCCCCAUCCAUCACUGUUGCAAAUAAGUCUCUAUCUCGCCGAUGUGCUGAGAAAAAAAGGAGAAAGAAAUGCAACUUUGAUGAAUUGGUAUUAGUUAAAACGUCGUCGGAUAGAGAUUCCAUGAAGGAUCCUCGUCCUCUUCUACGCCCCCACAUCCAAAACCUGCUUAGAGCGGCAGGAUGGGAAAUUGGGAGGCGUAAUAGAACGGAUAAUAUCAGAGGGGAAUAUCUUUACUUUCCUCCUCGUGGAAGACCUAUUCGCGAGUUUCGUAGAGUUUGGAAAUUGUGUGGUCAGAGUUUGUUUCCGGACAGAAACAUUAUUGUGCAGGAAGAUGGUAACCAGUGGACCAAUGCGACUCAUUUCUGGGGUGAUCUAUCUAGUACACUUGCUAAAAUUGAGGAAGAAUUGGAUAAGACAGAAACUAGUUCUAUACUGGCACAUUUGUGGUAUCUUCUGGAUCCCUUUGCAAUUAUGGUGUUUAUUGACAAAAAGCUUGGCACUCUAAGAGCAGGAAAAGCGAUCAAAACAAAGAGAAGUUUGGUGGUUGAUACAUCUGAAAAAUGUGAUGCUAGAGAAAGGGCAUUGCGAAGUUCUGGGUCGAUUAUUCGUGUUCGUAGUAAGAAAUGUGGUACUGGAAGUUCUGCUUAUUUCAGAAAGUUGCAGAGAGGGGCUGUAAAAGCCUCGAAGGUGGUAUCAAGUUAUGUGUCCGAAGACAAGUGUACAAACUCCACUAAUACUGUUGGGACUCAAUGUCGGAGUUUCUCUGGGAGCGAAAGAGCCAGAUAUGAUCUGAUUUCUUCACGAGCUUAUGGGUCAGAUGCCACAGGUGACCUGUCCAAUAGUUGCCUAUUUGACGUUCCCAUCACCUAUGGAAGUGCAAAUAUCAUGCAUGGUGGGUCUGACCCUGUCUCUCCUCAUUAUGAUGUCAAUUCAAAUUCGUUUGAUAGUCACCGAGCAGCCCAUAGUGAGGAAAUGGCUUUGGAGGUCAAAAUAGACGUAUCAAUGGGAUCUUUUCAAGGGAACACUUUCUCUCAACAUUUUGAGAGUCAAAAUGUAGCUAGGGUCAUGCAACCUUCUGAGCAUAUUAAAAGUGAGAAGUGCAUUGAAGGUUCAAAAUAUAGGAUGAAUGGUGCUAUGCGGAAAAAGAAGGCAACCAACAAACCAAAAAGGACAUCUGAAAUCAAACAGAUGACCUUGUAUCCUUAUGAUAGGUUAGGUCCAUCUACUUCUAAUAGUACUGAACCAUUUGACUUUAAUAUGAAUAACGUUUGGUUAGAUUCAGUAGGACACAAGGAGUAUUUUAUAGCUACAAAUGGAAGGAUUGACACAAAUUGCCAAAAGUCGUUUAAUUGCUCUUCUCAGUACUGGAAUGGGGAGAAACCAUCUCAAUGUAGAAAAGUCCCUGGAGGGAAGAGAUCAAUUAGAUGCCGUCUUAAGGAUGAUGAUCUUUUGAUUUCAGCUGUUAUAAAAAACAAAACCUUUGGAUCCUCUACCAAACAGCAUUCUCAGAAAAUGAAGUCCCACAAAUCAGAAGCUCUGAGGAAACGCAAGAGCCAAAAGGGAAGUUGCAGGUUGCUUCCAAGAAGCUUGGGUAAGGGUGCAAAACACAUUGACGGGAAGUGGUCCCUCUCUGGUGUGAGAACAGUAUUGUCCUGGUUGAUUGACUCGGGGGUUAUUUCUCUUAAUGAAGCGAUACAGUACCGGUCUUUAAGGGAUGAUUCUGUUGUAAAAGAUGGCUUGGUUACUCGAGAUGGGAUCAUAUGCAAGUGUUGCAAUCAGGUGCUUUCUGUCUCCGAGUUCAAGAUUCAUGCUGGUUUCAGGCUGAAACGUCCUUGUUUGAAUCUUGUUAUGGAGUCGGGUAAGCCUUUCACCUUAUGCCAGCUCGAGGCUUGGUCAGCUGAAUACAAGGCUAGGAAAAGUGCCACUCGAACUGUUCAAGUUUAUGCAUCGGAUGAGAAUGAUGACAGGUGUGGCCUGUGUGGCGAUGGUGGUGAAUUAAUAUGCUGUGAUGAUUGUCCAUCUACUUUUCACCAGGAAUGUUUAAAUGCACAGGAGCUCCCCGAAGGCAGUUGGUAUUGCCCAUACUGUGCUUGUCGGAUUUGUGGUAAUGGUGGUGCAUAUGAUAAAGAGCCCUUAAAAUCACCUGGCACAAUAAAGUGUUCACAGUGUGAGCACAAAUACCACGAGGCAUGCCUGAAAGAGAAGGGUACAUGUGGAGAACUGGCUUCUGAUCCCUGGUUUUGUAGUGAUAGCUGUCAAGAGGUUUACUGGGGCUUACAUGCUCGGAUUGGGAUUUUGGAUGUUCUCUCUGAUGGCUUCUCUUGGACACUUCUGAGGUGCAUUCAUGGUGACCAAAGGGUACAUUCUGCUCAACGUUUUGUUGCUUUAAAGGCAGAAUGCAACUCAAAGCUAGCUGUUGCUCUUACCAUUAUGGAGGAAUGCUUUCUCUCCAUGGUGGAUCCUAGAACUGGCAUAGACAUGAUUCCACAUAUAGUUUACAACUGGGGAUCACAGUUUCCUCGUUUAAACUACAAUGGAUUUUACACAGUGCUUUUGGAGAAAGAUGAUGUGCUUAUGUCUGUUGCAUCAGUCAGGAUCCAUGGAGUUCAAGUGGCGGAGAUGCCCCUAAUUGCAACUUGCAGUAAGUAUCGUCGCCAGGGAAUGUGUCGGCGACUCAUGAAUUCCAUUGAAGAGAUGCUGAGAACUUUCAAGGUUGAAAAGCUUGUGAUAUCAGCCCUUCCUAAUCUAGUCGAGACAUGGACAGCUUGUUUUGGCUUCGAACCCAUGGAAGACAAGGAGAGAAACAGCCUGAGUGAUAUCAACUUGAUGGUGUUUCCCGGAACAGUAUGGUUGAAGAAGACCAUUUACAGAAAUCAAGAAACAAAUCAACAAGGUCAUGCUUCACCCUUCACUGCAGAGGAGCCAAAUGGAACAGCUGUUUGCUCUGAGGGCGAGCCCAUUGUUGAAUCUCGAAAACAAUUGGACGGAAGUUCACCAACAGGAAUCGGACUUUCUGAUUGCAUUAACAAGCAAGUAGAGCAUGAACACGAGGGCAUUUUGCAAAAGCGUUUUUUGAAUUUGUCAUGUGAAGAGCCAGCUUCAACGGUAGAGGGACACCCACUUGAAAUGGUUUGUAAUAUAGAAUCUAUGGUUAUGUCCGAUGAGAGAAUACUUUCUUCUAUUGAACAAUCGGAGAAAGCCCACGUGUUACAAGAUAGUACAAAAUGAUAUCAUAUUUUGGAAAA
Molecule: messenger RNA, 4365 nt
Organism: Rhododendron vialii
Lineage: Eukaryota; Viridiplantae; Streptophyta; Magnoliopsida; Ericales; Ericaceae
Product: increased DNA methylation 1-like
Exons: 9
Coding region: 473-4348 (1291 amino acids)
Molecular function (GO): acyltransferase activity, transferring groups other than amino-acyl groups
Source: RefSeq, a predicted model, not a curated record